AUGAGUCCAUUCAAGAUAGUGGAGCAUACACUCCCAGGACAACACAUCCGCGAACAUCCCCACGCUCUCAGCGGCCGGCAAGAAGGCGUGGUGCAGCUCGCGAUCAAACAGUACAUUCCCCUCGACCAGCCUACUCCAGUGCCCGACAAUGCAGUUACUGUCAUCGGUGUGCAUGGCAAUGGCUCUCUUAAGGAAUUGUUUGAGCCACUGUGGGAGCAUUUCUAUGAGCACUUAAAGAAACGAUCGGUGCCGUUACGUGCCAUAUGGAUCGCCGAUGUCUCCAAUCAGGGGGCGAGUUAUGUCCUGAAUGAAAAGAUCAUAGGAGAUACUCCCAGUUGGUAUGACCACUCGCGCGACCUUCUACAUAUGAUCAACCACUUUCGCGAUGAGAUGCCGCGCCCAAUAAUUGGUGUCGGACAUAGCAUGGGCUGUGCUCAGCUUAUCAAUCUCUCCAUAAUCCACCCACGGCUACUUUCAACUCUGGUGCUCUACGAGCCUGUCAUCUUUGACGAAAACAUCCGUUCAGUCGUCAAUCCUGCACGAUUUGUCGCAAACAGACGGGAUCUCUGGGAAUCACGAGAUGCAGCAGAAGCCACGUUACGCAAAAGCCUGCGAAAAUGGGAUCCUCGAGUCGUCGAUCGCUAUCUAAAAUUCGGGAUCCGAUCUGUCCCAACACGACUAUACAACAAAGAGACCAACCCUGAUCUUCCUGACUCUGCGAUGACCCUCACGACUACCCGACACCAAGAGUCUUGGAGCUACACCAUCCCCAACCUGGAGCCCGAAUCGGCAGGGCUGGAUCGGCUAUUACUAGCCGACUGGGAUCCCAAGACUGAACGUCCUCUCAGUUUUGGCCGACCAGAGUGCUGGUCGUGCAUGCGUAAUCUGCCCUACCUUCGUCCCAGUGUGCUAUGGGUCUUCGGAGGUCGCAGCUAUCUCUCGCCACCGGAGGCGCAGGACUCCAAGGUUCGUUCCACUGGCACAGGUGUCGGGGGAAGCGGUGGUGCCGAUCAAGGUAUGGUGAAGAAGGUGGUUUUUGAGGAUGCAUCACACACCUUGGUGUUCGAGCAGAUUGACCAAAGCGCUGACGCGGCAGCCGAGUGGGUGCAGAGUUGGUUCCAGGGCUGGCUAGCAGAUGAAAAGCUCUUGGCUGGAUAUCAGAGUAAGAGAUCUGAGCCUGGGAUGUUCAAGGCCUCAGAGGGCAGCUUAGGGACUGCAAUGAUGCCACCUCUUUCUGAAAGGCCCAAGGGAAAGCUGUAG
Penicillium subrubescens is the source of this 1260-nucleotide messenger RNA. RefSeq names its product putative toxin biosynthesis protein. Lineage: Eukaryota; Fungi; Ascomycota; Eurotiomycetes; Eurotiales; Aspergillaceae. Bases 1 to 1260 code for a protein of 419 amino acids. The transcript is spliced from 4 exons. The record is from RefSeq and is a predicted model, not a curated record.